GAUUUAUAAUUGAAGAAAACAAUGGUCGACGAAAUUACAAUCGAAAAAUUGAGACAAAAAUUUUUAACCGAAUUGAAAACUAAUGGCCACAACUUGUAUCACGAAUCGGAUGUCCGACGGGUGACCGCCAAUGACUGGGAAAUUAAGAGGUUUCUCAUUGAAUACAAAUCGGAAGACAAGGCCUACCAAUGGAUGACUACUGCGUUUUGUUGGCGCAAAUCGUUCGGUGUCUACGACCGCAGUGACCAAUACUUUCCGAAAGAAUUUUACGAAUUGACCGAAAAAGAGAUUACUGGCCGCGACCGCGACGGACGUCUUAUACAGUGGGAGUGCUAUCGAAAUGAUCGCAGUGUCGACGGAUUUGCCGAUCUUCAGAAACAGUUUAUGGCACAUAUUGUCCAUCAAUUGGACAGUCGUGUCGGUGAAGAUGGUUGUACCAUAGUGUCCGACAUCAAAAACGCCGGCCUAAUCAAUGUUAGCUAUGAGUUGAUGCGCUUUCGUAUGCAACUCAUGCAAUACUAUCCAUUGUUGGCCCGACGGAUCAUUGUCCUCGACUUGCCGUUUGUAUUGAAUGCUUUUACCCGGCUAAUCAUGUCGCUGGUGAGCACCAGUAUCCAGAAUAGGGUAGCAUUCAUAGGACGUGAUGAGUUGCCUGAGUUUGUCGAUGAAGAUGUAAUACCUGUCAGAUUUGGCGGUCGGCGCCAUGAGUUAGGAUUUCCCGACGGUUUACGACCGUUAAGUAAUCUGAAAUUAUUGCCACUAAAUGCUAAACAAAUUGACAAA
This is a messenger RNA of Oppia nitens, 783 nucleotides long. RefSeq names its product motile sperm domain-containing protein 2-like. The record is from RefSeq and is a predicted model, not a curated record. The annotation marks the transcript as partial. Lineage: Eukaryota; Metazoa; Arthropoda; Arachnida; Sarcoptiformes; Oppiidae. The transcript has a single exon.